Patella vulgata (common limpet) is the source of this 1670-nucleotide messenger RNA. RefSeq names its product dipeptidyl peptidase 1. The record is from RefSeq and is a predicted model, not a curated record. The transcript is spliced from 7 exons. Lineage: Eukaryota; Metazoa; Mollusca; Gastropoda; Patellidae. Gene Ontology annotation, molecular function: cysteine-type endopeptidase activity. Gene Ontology annotation, cellular component: lysosome. Bases 184 to 1542 code for a protein of 452 amino acids.
CAAAGUUUCUACUAUCAAAAUUUAUUAAUUUCUUCCUCAUCGCAUAAUAGAUUUAUGAAUGUUUCUUUAAAGGUACAAACAACAAAGUUCCGCUGUUCGUAUUUACGCCUCACUGACUCAUAGCUUUAGCGUUGAGUUCGUAUUUUAGCAAGUGAGUUGUUAAUCACGCUAACAUUUUCCCAUAUGAUCACAAUGGUUCAACUUUACGUAUAUUUAUUUCUGGUCUGUGGUGUGGCAACAGUUUGGUGUGAUACUCCAGCCAAUUGUACAUAUGAAAGUAUUAAGGGCACGUGGACCUUUUCUAUUGGACAGGGUGGAGGUGAUAACACCAUCAACUGUUCUACAGAAUGGAAGCCCGUCAGCGAAUAUACCGUCACUCUCUAUUUUCCUGAUGUAGCAGUCGAUCAAAACGGAGUACAAGGACGAUGGACCUUAAUCUACAACCAAGGAUUCGAAGUUAGGAUAAAUUAUAUGAAAUUCUUCGCCUUCUCCAUGUUCAAACAGAGUGGUAAGACCGUCACCAGCAUGUGCUCUCAGACCUUCCCAGGAUGGGUCCACGAUGACUAUGAGAAGAACUGGGCGUGCUACACGGGACAGAAACACGAUACAGAUAAAACAAUCCAGAUAUCCAGGAGAUUUCGCUACGAUAGUUUAAUAAAGUAUACCAUGAAUGAGGAUUACAUAAAUAAAAUUAACAAACAUCAAUCUUCAUGGAAGGCUACAAUGUAUAAAGAAUAUAGCCAGUACACUCUAAAAGAUAUGACGCGACGUGCUGGGGGAAGAAAGUCAGCGAAAGCUUUCCCCAAAGUAUCCCCAGUAACACCCGAGAUACAGAAAGUUGCUGAACGUCUACCAGAAAGCUUUGACUGGAGAAACAAAGAUGGUAUCAACUUUGUUUCGCCUGUUCGUAACCAAGAGGCUUGUGGAAGCUGCUAUGCGUUUGGCUCAAUGGCUCUUCAUGAGGCUAGGCUACGAAUUGCCACCAACAACACGGUCCAGAAAGUUUUCUCUACACAAGAUAUCGUUAGCUGCUCAGAAUAUUCUCAAGGAUGUGAUGGCGGCUUUCCGUACUUGAUAGCAGGAAAAUACGCUCAAGAUUUUGGAUUGAUUGAAGAUUCGUGUUUUCCAUAUACCGCUAAAGAUGAUAAAUGUAUCUCCACCUCGUGUGAACGAUAUUACGCUAGAGAUUACUACUAUAUUGGGGGGUAUUACGGAGCUUGCAAUGAAGCUUUGAUGAGGAUAGAACUUGUGAAGAAUGGGCCCAUUGCUAUCAGUUUUGAAGUAUACAAUGAUUUUGAACAUUACAAGAGUGGCGUUUACCACCAUACAGGUUUAGUAGAUCCAUUCAACCCCUGGGAGAUCACCAAUCACGUGGUACUGAUAGUAGGAUAUGGUGUGGAACCAUCGACAAAGGAGAACUACUGGAUCGUUAAGAACAGCUGGGGUACUAAAUGGGGUGAAAACGGAUUUUUCCGUAUUCGUCGAGGGGUGGACGAAUGCAGUAUUGAGAGUAUGGCCGUGGGAACCUUCCCGGAACUAUAAUACCGUUAGGGGUUUGUUUUGAAAAAGAAAUGUUGGACGCUACAGAUAAGACAAACACAUCCAGUCACAAAUAUCAGGGUUUCUUUCAUCGUUUACAACUUUCUGUUCAAUAAAAAUUAUUGUUUGUA